Molecule: messenger RNA, 753 nt
Organism: Salpingoeca rosetta
Lineage: Eukaryota; Choanoflagellata; Craspedida; Salpingoecidae
Exons: 3
Coding region: 119-727 (202 amino acids)
Biological process (GO): regulation of DNA-templated transcription
Cellular component (GO): nucleus
Source: RefSeq, a predicted model, not a curated record
CUCGAGCGAACGGAUACAACAGCGGAUACAAAACAACAACAGCAGCGAACAACGAACGAACAGACAACAAACAGCACAGGCAGCGACAGCACAAGCAGCGCGAGCGCAGCGGACAGCGAUGAGCCUGGUGGCGGAUUACGACUCGUCUUCGGAGGAAGAGGUGGAGGAGGAGGAGAAAGGACAGAAGCCAGUGUUGCAGCAGGAGAACCAACAGCAGCAGCAACAACAACAGCAACAGCAGCAGCAACAUGGACUGGGUGAAAAGGACGGAGACACACAAGGACAUAGGAAAGAAGAAGCAUCAGACACAGCGCAGGCACCUGGUGCUGUUGAACCGCCUGCAAAGCAAGCAAAGCUGGAAAGUGCUGCAAGGCAAGGCGAGGCUGAGAUGGAACCUUCGGAGGGACAGCAAUCACAGAGCAGCGAAGCACCGUCAGCGGUAGAACCGCGGGUGGCAGAGAAGGUGGCGAUGCUGCUCCAGGCCAAGCGGGCGCGAAACAUCAGCAUCCUCAACAAGAUCACCUGCAACAAGCAAUACCGAAACCCAAGCAUCUACGAAAAGCUCAUCCAGCGCAUGAACAUUGACGAAUUCGGCACCAACCUGGAUCCAAGCGUCUACAAUCCACACAAGUGGUCCGAGCGCGAAUACGCGAACAAACUUGGUGAGGGGCUUUCACAACUAUCCCACGCCUAUGGGGGCCAUAGACAGGCAAUGCCAACAAAGUAGACUUGCCCGCAGCCGAGACAUGCCCC